GUUUACACUUGGUUCCUUCCAGCCCACCCGCUCUCCCCCUUGCACCAAGAUGGCGGCAGAAGGAGCUGGUGGGAAAUACAGAAGCACAGUCAGCAAAAGCAAAGACCCCUCGGGGCUGCUCAUCUCUGUGAUCAGGACCCUGUCUACCAGCGAUGACGUUGAAGACAGAGAAAACGAGAAGGGGCGCCUCGAAGAAGCCUAUGAGAGGUGUGACCGUGACCUGGAUGAACUCAUUGUACAGCACUAUACAGAACUGACGACGGCUAUCCGCACGUACCAGAGCAUCACGGAGCGCAUCACCAGCUCCCGAAACAAAAUAAAGCAGGUAAAAGAGAAUCUGCUUUCAUGCAAGAUGCUGUUGCACUGCAAACGAGACGAGCUUCGGAAGCUGUGGAUUGAAGGAAUUGAACAUAAGCAUGUUCUGAACCUGCUGGAUGAAAUCGAGAAUAUCAAGCAAGUGCCUCAAAAGCUGGAACAGUGCAUGGCCAGCAAGCACUAUCUCAGUGCCACCGACAUGCUGGUGUCCGCAGUCGAAUCUUUGGAGGGCCCACUGCUCCAGGUGGAAGGACUGAGUGACCUCAGGCUGGAGCUGCACAGCAAGAAGAUGAACCUCCACUUGGUUCUCAUAGACGAGCUGCAUCGGCACCUGUACAUCAAAUCCACUAGCCGAGUUGUGCAGCAGAACAAGGAAAAAGGGAGGAUGAGCUCCCUGGUGAAGGACGCUUCUCCUGUCCCUCUGCUUGAUGUCACAAACCUUCCUACACCUCGGAAAUUCCUUGAUACCUCUCAGUAUUCUACUCCUGGAAGCUCCAGUGUGAAGGAAAUGAGCCUCCAGGACAUCAAGGAGGAUUUGGAGUUGGAUCCAGAGGAGAACAGCACCCUUUUUAUGGGCAUCCUCAUCAAGGGGCUGGCCAAACUGAAGAAGAUCCCAGAGACAGUGAAGGCAAUCACAGAACGCUUGGAGCAGGAACUUAAGCAAAUCGUGAAGAGGUCUACAACCCAGGUGGCCGACAGUGACUAUCAGAGGGGAGAGAACCUUACGGCUGAGAACCAGCCAAGGCUACUUCUAGAACUGCUGGAGUUGCUGUUUGACAAGUUUAACGCUGUAGCCACGGCGCACUCUGUGGUCCUGGGAUACCUGCAAGAUGCUGUGCUGACUCCACUGAGUCAGCAGGAAGAUGUCAAAUUGUAUGACAUGGCAGAUGUGUGGGUGAAGAUCCAAGAUGUUCUGCAGAUGCUGUUGACUGAGUACUUGGAUAUGAAAAAUACACGUACAGCCUCUGAACCAUCAGCUCAGCUCAGUUAUGCCAGCAGUGGACGCGACUGUGCAGCCUUUUUUGCCAAGAAGAAACCUCAAAGGCCAAAAAAUUCUCUUUUCAAGUUCGAGUCCUCCUCCCACGCCAUCAGCAUGAGUGCCUACUUGCGAGAACAGAGAAGGGAGCUGUACAGUCGGAGUGGAGAGCUUCAAGGGGGACCUGAUGACAACUUAAUUGAAGGUGGAGGAACAAAAUUUGUUUGCAAACCUGGAGCCAGGAACAUUACCGUCAUAUUCCAUCCAUUACUAAGAUUUAUUCAAGAGAUAGAGCACGCCCUGGGACUUGGUCCUGCCAAACAGUGUCCUCUUCGAGAGUUUCUCACCAUGUACAUCAAAAACAUCUUCCUCAAUCAGGUCUUGGCUGAGAUCAACAAGGAGAUCGAAGGAGUCACGAAAACAUCUGACGCCCUGAAGAUCCUGGCUAAUGCAGACACCAUGAAAGUGCUGGGGGUGCAGCGGCCUCUCCUCCAGAGCACAAUCAUUGUGGAGAAGACAGUACAAGACCUCAUGAACCUGAUGCACGACUUGAGUGCCUACUCAGAUCAGUUCCUCAACAUGGUGUGCGUGAAGCUGCAGGAGUACAAGGACACCUGCGCUACAGCCUACAGGGGUAUCGUCCAGUCUGAAGAAAAGCUUGUCAUCAGUGCAUCUUGGGCAAAAGACGAUGAUAUCAGCAGGCUCUUGAAAUCUCUACCAAACUGGAUGAAUAUGGCUCAGCCCAAACAGCUGAGGUCAAAGAGGGAAGAGGAAGAAGAUUUCAUAAGGGCAGCAUUUGGCAAGGAGUCAGAAGUUCUUAUUGGGAACCUGGGUGAUAAAUUAAUCCCUCCGCAAGACAUCCUCUGUGACGUCAGCUACCUCAAAGCCUUGGCCAACAUGCACGAGAGCUUAGAAUGGUUAGCAGGCCGAACAAAGUCAGCUUUCUCCAGUCUUUCUACAUCCCAGAAUCUGUCUCCUGCUCCAGAUAACCAUGUGAACGUUGAUCUCCCUCCAGUGUCAGAGCAGAUUAUGCAGACGCUGAGUGAACUUGCCAAGUCUUUCCAGGAUAUGGCUGACCGCUGCUUGCUGGUCCUACACCUGGAAGUCAGGGUUCACUGUUUCCACUAUCUCAUCCCUCUUGCGAAGGAGGGGAACUACGCCAUUGUCGCGAAUGUGGAAAGUAUGGACUAUGACUCGCUGGUGGUGAAGCUCAAUAAAGACAUCAGCGCCAUUGAAGAAGCCAUGAGUGCCAGCCUCCAGCAGCACAAGCUCCAGUACAUAUUUGAAGGCCUGGGACACCUGAUCUCCUGCAUCCUUAUUAAUGGGGCCCAGUACUUCCGGCGCAUCAAUGAGUCUGGCAUCAAGAAAAUGUGUAGGAACAUUUUUGUCCUGCAGCAGAAUUUGACCAACAUCACCAUGUCACGGGAGGCAGACCUGGAUGUUGCAAGGCAAUACUACGAGAUGCUAUACAACACGGCCGACGAGCUCCUGAAUCUGGUGGUGGACCAGGGUGUGAAGUACACGGAGCUGGAGUACAUUCACGCCCUGGCCUUGCUGCACCGCAGCCAGACGGGGGUGGGAGACCAGACCACCCAGAACAUGCGGCUGCAGCGGCUCAAGGAGAUCAUCUGCGAGCAGGCAGCCAUCAAGCAAGCCACCAAGGAUAAGAAAAUAACCACAGUGUGAACAGGGUGCACGGCGGGAAGCGGCCAGGGGGUGGGCCGCUUCUGUUUCCUCGGUCACAGCCCCUUCUUUGCUAUGUUAGUUGGUAUAUUCUGAGCUGACUUAGUUUUCUCCACACUGAUGCUUGGGUGGAAAGAAGGCGUAAGGCUUCUUUUCUCUUGCUUUUUGGCUUUUCUAUAAAUGCUAAAGGGACUUCACAGUACAGACUGUUGGGAUUGGACGUUUACUUUGAUGUGGUCAGUUCCAGAGGGUCUAGGGUGCGAUGGGGAGGAAGGUUGUAAGCAAUAAAAAUGAAUGCAUGAAUGGCUAACACCCAGCAAUCUUUGGUAAGUAGAUCGUUACCUGAGUUCUAGUCCCUUCCUAAAACUGCUCAGUGGGGUUCUAUUACAUAAGCAGUAGGAUUUUUAUUCUCUUGACCUUGUCAGUUUACAGUUCUACAAAAUUAAGUGUAUGUGCUCUGCUUUCUGUCUCUAUUACCAGCGGCUUCUCAGCUAGUUGUAGUUUUCAACCAGUUUUCCUAACCAAGCAGGACCUCUUUGCCCCUUCAGGUCUUGGGGGAUAAAGUCCUUUUAUAUCUCAAUCCUUGGCAGAGUUUUGUAUGCAGUAGCCUGGACCCAGGUGAUCUGUUGGUUUGAUGCCUUUUUGUUUUUAUUUCUGCUGUAUCAAAACCAAGCACCACAAAUUAAAGACAAAAACAGAAGAAUGAAAAGUGAUUCAACUCUUCUUGAUUUUUUUUUUUUCCUCCUCCACUCGCCAAGAGAAAAUGAUGGUUAGAGAACUUUUAAUCUCACUUGACACCUUGCCCUGGGUGUUAUUCUUUUUUUUUAAUAUAAAUUUAUUUAUUUUAAUUGGAGGCUAAUUACUUUACAAUAUUGUAUUGGUUUUGCCAUACAUUGACAUGAAUCUGCCAUGGGUGUACAUGUGUUCCCCGUCCUGAACCCAUUAGUUAUUCUUAAAUGCUCAGUCUCCAUGGGAGCCCCUAGGCCUUCCUCAUCUUAGAAGGUAGCUCCAGCUGCCAGCCAAGUGCAAGGAAGCUGGUACAGCCAUGACCUUCCUCCUCUGCACCCCCCAGCCAAGGCUGUUUCUGCAGUGCUCUCUUUCAGCCGGGGUGGGAGCCUGCUGCUCCCCGCACGCUUGCCUCCCCACUGUCCCCACGUCUCCAAGUGCUCUUGCCACCUAUGGCUGAUGUGUCACAGAAGAAAGCGAUGCACUGACUGGGACACAGCUGGAAAACACGUGGCAAAGAGAGCAGAAAGGACUUGGACUGCAUGAGGUCAGAAUUUUACACCUGUUUGUACAACUUAGGUCUUGGUGGGAAAAGCAGAAAAUUUAAAAAAAAAAAAAUGCUUCAAGAAGCUUAAA
Molecule: messenger RNA, 4336 nt
Organism: Capra hircus (goat)
Lineage: Eukaryota; Metazoa; Chordata; Mammalia; Artiodactyla; Bovidae
Gene: EXOC4
Product: exocyst complex component 4
Exons: 18
Coding region: 50-2977 (975 amino acids)
Biological process (GO): chemical synaptic transmission; Golgi to plasma membrane transport; exocytosis
Cellular component (GO): exocyst; synapse; growth cone membrane
Source: RefSeq, a predicted model, not a curated record